AUGCCCACUAUAAAAAAGAAGAAAGAGAUUGGCGAUUAUAUCUUGGGAAGAACGAUUGGUCGUGGAGCAUCGGGCAGAGUGAAGCUGGGUAUUCAUAAGCAGACAGGUGAAAAGGUCGCCAUCAAGUUAAUUUCGAGAAGUCAGUUAUUGGCUUCAUCCACUACAUCUAAAUCAGUACAAAGAGAACUAGCUGUUCUACAGCUAUUACAUCACCCUCACCUCGUUGAUUUACAUCAAGUCCUUCAAGACACAAGUUAUGUUUAUUUUGUAAUGGAGUAUUUAGAAGGUGGCGAACUAUUUCAUUAUUUGGCCGAAAGAGGAAGAUUGCAAGAAUCAGAGGCUAGAAUGUUAUUUGUUCAGUUAGUGACAGCAUUGAACUGGUGUCACGCCCAUCAUAUUAGUCACCGUGAUCUAAAGCCUGAGAAUCUCUUGCUGGAUAAAGAUAAGCAGACUCUAAAGAUAGCUGAUUUUGGAAUGGCUGCACUUCAACCCUUUAAUACAUUAUUAAAAACAAGCUGCGGAUCCCCUCACUAUGCAAGCCCUGAAAUUGUGAGAGGUAAACGAUACCAUGGUCCAGCAACAGAUGUGUGGUCCUGCGGAGUCAUUCUCUAUGCUAUGGUGACAGGUCACUUACCCUUUGAUGAUGAACACAUGGGCAGACUAUUAACAAAGAUAAAGACGGGAAGAUAUCGUAGUUUACCAGACUAUCUAUCGGUUGAUAUCAAGGAUCUCAUCAAACGUAUGCUCGUUGUUGACCCACAUCAUAGAAUGACCAUGCCGGAAAUCAUGGCUCACCCUUGGUUAACCAACAAAUCCUUUUUGGGAACAGAAUUGAGAUUUAUUCAUCCAAACAAAGAACAAUUCAAAUUAUACCCACUUAAUGAUCCCGAAUUACAAAAGCCAAUAUAUACCUCGGAACUAGAAGGUAGAAUUUGGGAGACAUUGAAGGUCCUGUGGAGAGAUAAGACAGAACAAGAGUUACUCGAUGCCUUAUCAUCAGAAAGGUAA
This is a messenger RNA of Rhizopus microsporus ATCC 52813, 1008 nucleotides long. Its product is annotated as Pkinase-domain-containing protein. Gene Ontology annotation, cellular component: cytoplasm. Gene Ontology annotation, molecular function: protein serine/threonine kinase activity; ATP binding. The coding region runs from base 1 to 1008 and encodes 335 amino acids. Gene Ontology annotation, biological process: intracellular signal transduction; protein phosphorylation. The transcript is spliced from 6 exons. Lineage: Eukaryota; Fungi; Mucoromycota; Mucoromycetes; Mucorales; Rhizopodaceae. The record is from RefSeq and is a predicted model, not a curated record.